Messenger RNA from Scylla paramamosain (green mud crab), 2295 nucleotides. It is a transcript of the gene Acsf3, whose product is annotated as malonate--CoA ligase ACSF3, mitochondrial-like. Gene Ontology annotation, biological process: fatty acid metabolic process. The coding region runs from base 234 to 1988 and encodes 584 amino acids. Gene Ontology annotation, molecular function: medium-chain fatty acid-CoA ligase activity. Lineage: Eukaryota; Metazoa; Arthropoda; Malacostraca; Decapoda; Portunidae. The record is from RefSeq and is a predicted model, not a curated record. The transcript is spliced from 12 exons.
CCGCCGUGAGGAGGUUGCCUGCCGCUACAUUUCGUUUUCUCCUCACCUCGUCUUUUAUUAACGAAAGUUGGCGAUUUUGCACCAUGGAAAACCAACAACGAAGAUAUAGCAGUUAAGCUUCGUGCUGUUAAGUUUAUUCAUCCCGUAGAUAAGGGAGAAUGUCGCGGAGCGUAUGUUAUGUAAUACUUCGGGAAGUCUGCAACAAAAGGAGCAGCUCCUAGAUUGAUAGAAAAAUGUUGAGGGUAGUUGUGAGAAGAACACAGCUCUAUUCUCUCCACUAUCUCCAUCUGCUACCUCACUGCCAACCUUCUGUCAAAUGGUUCAGGAGAUCGCUGGUUUCCACCACCACCACCACCACCACCCCUAUCCUGCCAGUAUUCAAACAAGCUGAGAGGUUCAAGGAUAAUAUCGCCCUCAGUGACCAACAUGGUGAACACACCUAUGAACAGAUUCAUAGGUUAAGUGGACAUCUGGCAUGGCUCAUCCAAAAUAUCCUUGGCGAGGACACAACACAGGAGCGUAUUGCCUUCCUCUGCCCCAAUGAUGUGUCGUACAUCAUUUCCCAGUGGGCCACCUGGAUGGCAGGCCAUAUUGCGGUGCCACUCUACCCCCGACACCCAGCUCCUGAGCUAGAGUAUUUUGUGAGAGACAGCAGGGCAGCUGUGAUCAUCACUACCUCAGAGUAUGCUCCUAAGGUGAAGCAGAUUCUCUCCGGCCAGCAGGUCAUUGUGCUGGAGGAAUUCUUCUUCAAACCAUCAACAGAAGAUGAAUCCACUCUACCAGCACAGUAUGGCAGGGAUCCCCACUUCUAUACCUUAAGUGAUGCCAUGAUCCUCUACACAAGUGGCACCACCGGACCUCCCAAAGGUGUGUUGCUGAGCCAUAGCAAUGUACAAUCUCAGGUAUCCUGCCUCCACCAGGCAUGGGGAUGGACACAGCGGGACACCUUGCUGCAUUGCCUGCCUCUCCACCACACCCAUGGCAUUGUUAAUGCUCUCCUCUGCCCCCUCUACCUUGGUGCCAGGGUAGUGAUGCUGCCAAGCUUCUCUCCUGCAGAAGUUUGGAGCCACCUGCUUGCAUUGAAUGCCCCGGUGGAGGCACGGGUCAGCCUCUUUAUGGCUGUACCCACCAUGUACGUCAAGCUGCUGGAGGAGUAUCAUGCUAGUCUUGCCAAGACCUCCCGCACCAAGGAGUAUGUGCGUUCAGUGUGCACCCAAAACGUCAGGCUGAUGAUCAGUGGGUCAGCUGCUCUGCCAGAGUCUGUGCUGACCAGUUGGCAGGAGGCCACUGGUCAUGUAUUGUUGGAACGCUAUGGUAUGACAGAGAUUGGUAUGGCUCUCUCCAACCCUCUCAAGGGCACUCGCCACCCAGGGUCUGUGGGUACCCCUCUGCCAGGUGUGGAGGUGCGUAUUGUGAAGUUUUUACCAGGCCAAGAGGACUACCAGUUGUUGUGUGAGGGCAGCAGCACUGGCACAAAGGUGGUGCCUGGAAGUGAGAAUGAGCCAGGUGAACUGUUAGUACGUGGCCCAAAUGUCUUCAAGGAGUACUGGUGCAGACCCCAUGCCACCAUGGAUGAGUUUACCCAUGAUGGAUGGUUCAAGACAGGAGACACAGCAAUAUACAAAGAAGGGUCUUAUAGAAUACUUGGACGAACGUCUGUGGACAUUAUCAAAAGUGGAGGCUUCAAGAUCUCUGCCCUUGAUGUGGAAAAGCAGUUAUUGACCCACCCAAACAUUAGUGAUGUGGCAGUGGUUGGUGUACCAGAUCUCACAUGGGGCCAGAAGGUGGCAGCUGUGAUAGUGUGGCAUGGAGAGGAACAGCUGGAUCCCAUGGCUCUGCGGGAAUGGGGGAAGGAGCGCAUGCCCCAUUACAAGGUGCCCUCUGAGGUGGUGCAGGUGAAGGACAGUCUUCCCCGCAACAAUAUGGGGAAAGUCAAUAAGAAGCAGCUGCUUCUUGACUUCUUCAAGGAUCCACAUAGUCCAUCUUAGUUUCAUGUUAUAUUAUCCUCCAGCCCCAUCUGGCUUCCUCCUCUCUCCUAUCAUCCCAGUUAUAUCAGUGAAUAAAUGAGUCAUGUGAUAAAGUAUGGAGAAGGGAAAGAAUGGGUUUUGUGCUCAGGCUGUGGCCUUACGUAUUUGUAGUUUUAAGUACACUCAUAUUUUUACUCUUUCAUCUUUUGCAGGGCAGAAUAUAGUACUUUUCUAGGUGCUCUCAAAUCAAGCAAUGUAAAGCUCAUUUUUAGUUUUAGCUGGCUGUAUUUUGAAUGAGACUGAUAUUAAAGAACUUUAUAAUUUAAAA